UGUUUCAGACAACACGAAACGUAGAAGCGUUUUUAGUGAGAGAAAGCGUCUUGAGAGAGAGAGAGGACCCGACCCGGAUCCGGAUAUGGCGAACGGGUGGGUCAAGUCAUUGCAAUGCAAGUCGAAAGCUUUCGACGACGUUUACCAUCCGACCCAAAACCCUAAACAUCUCAUGUCGAGUUACAGUUGCAGAAAGAGCACUCAGAGCCUCAAAGAUGUGAUCGAUACCAAGAAACCCAGAAAACCGAAACCGAAAACAGAGAAGCGAGAACCGGAACCGGUCUCUGUCCAUCUUAACCGGAACCUGAACCGGGUUUCUGACCCCUUUUUGCCGGCGUUAACGGAACUCGCGGAGGGUCAUCCGUCGCGUAAGGUCGUGGAGAUCAUAUUCCAGACGAGUUGGGGACCCAAAUCGUUCUCGGGUCGGGUCGAUAUGAUCUUCAAGGUGCAAAAUGGGUUGAAAACCGUGACCCGGUUCGAGGAGUACCGGGAGGCGGUUAAGGCAAAGUCGAAGGCGCGUGAGGGGAACGCUCGGUCAACAGCCGACGGGAACGAGACGAUGAGAUUCUUCUGUUUGGGGUCUACCUUCGCUGGGGUUUGCGGCGGCGCGUGGGGAUUAGUACUCAGCGGAAAAGGCGGUGGCGCGUCGAUCUGCACGUUCUCCGGGAGCUGUACGGCGCACGAGAAGGCCGGAGGAGGGAGGGGGAGGCGGGCGAUGCUGGUUUGUCGGGUCAUAGCCGGUCGGGUUGCGAAACGGGUCGAGUUCGGGUAUGACUCGGUCGACUCGGACCUGCGAGUCCGGUUCGACUCGGUGAGUGGAGACGACGGCGAGUUGGCCGUGUUCGAUCCACGUGCGGUAUUGCCUUGUUUUCUCAUUAUCUACCGGUUGUAAAAAAAAUUCAAAGCUUAUAAUUAGUGGAGUUUUAUUUUAAUUA
Molecule: messenger RNA, 935 nt
Organism: Tarenaya hassleriana
Lineage: Eukaryota; Viridiplantae; Streptophyta; Magnoliopsida; Brassicales; Cleomaceae
Exons: 1
Coding region: 86-892 (268 amino acids)
Source: RefSeq, a predicted model, not a curated record